AUGGGUGGAAGGGAACAGAAGAAGAUCAAUGUCAAGCCCAAUCCGAGAUAUGAGAAGGCGGGGAUGAAGAGCUAUGCCAGUUUGUUGAAGAAAUACGACUUUGCCCCGACCACUGAAGGCCCCUACCAGAAGGUUGACGAAGUUCCCAAGAACUUCAGGAACCUCUUUAAGCCAAAGAGCAAGAAGUCCACCAAGCCCGUGCUCUGGAAAGUCCACGAUGACGGCCAGAAGGGCGAGGUCAAGGCCGAAGAUCAGAUGAACGAUUCCUUGUACCUCUGCCCUGUCGAGAUCGGAACCCCGCCACAGGUUUGCAACUUGGACUUUGAUACUGGGAGUUCGGAUCUGUGGCUCUGGUCCACCGAACUCAACUCUACGACCCAAGCCGCCGGAAAGUCCUCCGGCCACAACAUCUACAACCCCAAGUCCUCCUCAACCUGGAAGAAAAUCUCCGGUUCCUCCUGGAGGAUCCGAUAUGGCGAUGGUUCCAGCGCCUCCGGCAUCGUCGGCACCGACAAUGUCACCCUCGGCGGACUGUGCAUCGAAAACCAAGCCAUAGAGCUUGCGUCCAAGCUCUCCCCGCAAUUUACCAAAGGCGCCGGUGACGGACUCCUUGGUCUCGCGUUCGGCAUAAUCAACACCGUGAAGCCCAAAGCUGUGAAAACGCCGGUCGAGAGCAUGAUCGACCAAGAUGAUAUCGAAGAAGGGGAGGAGCUAUUCACGUGUUAUCUGGGCAGCUGGCGGGAUAGCGACGAGGCAGACCACGGCGAGAGCUUCUACACGUUCGGGUAUAUAGAUCAGGAUGUUGUCAAGCGGUGUGGAACUGAGGUGCACUACGUUCCCAUUGAUCCGAGUAUGGGCUUCUGGCAAUUCAACUCUGAGUCUGCAACCGUGAAUGGACAGACUAUCGAUCGCCCUGGAAACACGGCCAUAGCGGACACCGGUACGACCCUCGCGCUUGUGGACGACGCGCUGUGCAACGCGAUCUACGGUGCUAUACCCGGCGCAAAGUUUGACAGCCAACAGCAGGGCUAG
This is a messenger RNA of Didymosphaeria variabile, 1032 nucleotides long. RefSeq lists its product as uncharacterized. Gene Ontology annotation, molecular function: aspartic-type endopeptidase activity. Bases 1 to 1032 code for a protein of 343 amino acids. The record is from RefSeq and is a predicted model, not a curated record. Gene Ontology annotation, biological process: proteolysis. The transcript is spliced from 3 exons. Lineage: Eukaryota; Fungi; Ascomycota; Dothideomycetes; Pleosporales; Didymosphaeriaceae.